UAUAUAUAUAUAUAAUAUGCUAUUUUUAUAUGGCAGUAAAUCUUGCUGUAAGCUUGAUUUGCCUGAAAACACAUCUACAGCACAGAUUAAACCAUCUCUCAGGCAAUAGUGGGCCAGUAGGUCCUACAGUAGACACUUUCAGUGUUGAAUGGCACUGAAAGUAACUGCAACUUUAAGGCCUAAGUUUGGGUUUCCGUGGAAACUAAAAAGGGAGGGCUGCAAAAGAACAGCCAGAAGGUUUCAAGAGAAAUUUGAAAAAGAGAGAGAACAUUUUGUUAGUUUGUUUCAGAGAAAGAAUAAGACUGUGAUGUGAUGAAUGAGUCCACGGCAGUGAUCGGCGACCACCAGCAGUUUCCACACUCUGUGUUGUCAGCAGCUCGUACAAAAAGUGCUAUGAUUCUUGAAGUCCAGAAGAAACGUAAUGAGGAUAAGGAGCUGAAAGGAGAGAUACUGAUGCGUCACCUGAAGCUGGAGAAUUUACACAAGAAUGUCAAUGAGCUGCACAAGGACCAUGCAGGGGCACGGCAGUUACACUCAAGCUUUGACAUGUUUUUAAAGGAUGAAGAUGCUGCUAAAACUGUGGAGAAGGCAGAGCAGCAGAGGAGAGAGGUGCUUCAGAAGAAAGAGCAGAUACAGAUACUCAAAAAAGAGAAGGCCAAACUGGAGGCCAGGAAACAAAAGCUGCACCAUCAUCUCCUGAGACUUACUGUGUACCAAGUCACGAUUGAGCAGGUGGUGAAAAUGACCAAGUUCAAACAUGCACAGCUGGUGGUAGAUCACUUGGAGAGUCAGUUCCACCUGCGAGAGCAACUCUGUCAGAGGGAGAAAGAAGCACAGGAACAGGCCGAACAGCAGAGGAAAGCUGUGGCCACGCUGGACGACCAGCACAAUCUGAUGCAGCUGCAAAUGAACAAUCAACUGGCCAAGCUGCAGACCAAGCUAGAGGAGACACGCUCUGAAGCAGUAACCUGGGAAAGGAAAUGGAACCACAUACAGGAAACUGCCGCAAAGAAAACACUACUACUGGGACAGAUCAAGAUGGCAACACUCAACCUCUACGAAAUGACGAGUGAUGCGUUGGAAUCAGAAGAAGUUGAAAAUAUGGAGAACACAGAGAAACAGCUGUACAAGAUCCAGAUGUUCAUUCAGGACUACAAGGACAUAGUGCAACAACACACACAAAGAGGAACAGAGAAGAAACUGAGGCACAAAUGCUCUCCAUCUCAGCUACAGAAACAUUUAUAGUCUGAUAAGGACCUAACAUUUUCAAUAGUUUAUUAAACAAGAGCAGACACAAGUGAGAACAGCUAAUAUUCUCCUGAACAAUCAACCGUCAAUCUGACAAGUUGAGUCUGAUGUUUAUCUUUUAGAUACAGGAACCAGCCUUAGUCUUACCAUUAAAUGUUUUUACUUGAAUACAGAAGGCUAUGGUAAAGAACCAAAGAUCACAUACUAAAGAAUAAAUGAUGAAGAGUUUGUCAAAAUAACCUCCAAUAAAUGUAUGUAUGAUUAUUAA
This is a messenger RNA of Cynoglossus semilaevis (tongue sole), 1516 nucleotides long. RefSeq names its product coiled-coil domain-containing protein 42 homolog. The transcript is spliced from 7 exons. NCBI's taxonomy places the organism in Eukaryota, Metazoa, Chordata, Actinopteri, Pleuronectiformes, Cynoglossidae. The coding region runs from base 313 to 1245 and encodes 310 amino acids. The record is from RefSeq and is a predicted model, not a curated record.